UGCCUACAGUAAAUAGGAGCGGAAAUUCCUCUCAUUCACUCUGACAGGCGCUUAUCGGACGGUCACGUUAUUCAGCGGCAGAAUUCACUUCAACUUCGUUUCAAAGAGUUUACGGACAAACGCUCUACAAUGCUUCCCGAAUCCUCAGAAGAUUAUGGUUAUGAGGCCUGCAAAGCAGUAGUGGAUUGGCUGCUAAAGCAGGCUGAAGUGCGCCCCCUGGUGGGCAUUGUGUGCGGUUCAGGCCUCGGUGGCCUCGCCGACAUGCUGAAGGACCAGAAGGUUUACAGUUACAAGGAUAUCCCAAAUUUCCCACAAAGCACAGUGCCUGGUCAUGCUGGUCAGCUGGUGUUUGGCACGCUUAAAGGAAAGCCAUGCGUUUGCAUGCGGGGACGUUUCCACCUCUAUGAAGGCUAUCCCAUCCAGCAGGUCACCAUGCCCAUUCGCAUCUUUAAGAUGCUGGGUGUCGAGACGGUCAUUCUGACGAAUGCCGCGGGAGGGCUGAACCAAGACUUCAAAGUUGGAGAUGUGAUGAUAAUAAAAGACCACAUCAACAUGCCUGGUUUUGCUGGAAACAAUCCCCUGUGUGGACACAAUGAUGAGAGGUUUGGGACCCGUUUCCCGUGCAUGUCGGAUGCCUACGACAAGCACAUGAGGCAGCUGGCCCACGAAGUGGCAGCAGAGCUCGGCUACUCUCAAUUCAUUAGGGAGGGUGUGUACUGUGUGCUCGGUGGCCCAUCGUUCGAGACCAUUGCUGAAUGCAGAAUGCUGAACCUUUUGGGUGCCGACGCUGUGGGAAUGAGCACAGUGCACGAGGUGAUAGUGGCCCGCCACUCUGGAAUGCGAGUCUUUGCCCUCUCUCUUAUAACCAACAAGGCCGUGAUGGACUACGAGAGCGAAGAGAAGGCCAAUCACGUCGAGGUCCUUCAGACGGGUGAGCAGCGCUCGCAGCAGCUGGUUAAACUGGUCUCCACCAUCGUGUCUCGCAUCAACCAGCCGAACGACCUCUAAUUCCGAGGUCUACGACAGCUAUAUAGCGAUCCACACUCCCAUAUGUACAUGACCAUGAAUUUCAAAAUGAAUCAAUAAAACAUGAUUAUAUAAUGCCUAUACUGUUUACAUUCCCAAGGGAAAAUGUUUUUUUUUUAGAAGGUUCCAUUCCUGUGCAAUGUCUUAAAACUAACAGUGCACUAAAGUGCGUUUUAUUUUAACAGGGUGUGUGUGUGACCAAGAACUAUCGAAAUACUGUCAUUUGUUACUACUUUGAUCAGAUUAUUUAUUAAAUGUAUUAAAAUAAUUUCUGUUCCAUAUAUAAAUUAAAUUGAGUAGUGAUGAAAGAUGGAAUGUUUUUUAAUUUAUUUCAUUUUCUAAAGGUUUUCCACUGCUUGCUUUUUAAAAUGUAAGAAAACCCAGUACAUUUAAUAUUUUUGUAAAAUAUAUAUGUUGUAAUGUGGGACAUUUUCUGAUGCAUUUAUUAAAUUUACAAGCCAAAGCAAAA
This is a messenger RNA of Silurus meridionalis, 1495 nucleotides long. Its product is annotated as purine nucleoside phosphorylase-like. Gene Ontology annotation, molecular function: purine-nucleoside phosphorylase activity. Lineage: Eukaryota; Metazoa; Chordata; Actinopteri; Siluriformes; Siluridae. Gene Ontology annotation, biological process: nucleoside metabolic process. The record is from RefSeq and is a predicted model, not a curated record. Gene Ontology annotation, cellular component: cytoplasm. The coding region runs from base 130 to 1008 and encodes 292 amino acids. The transcript is spliced from 6 exons.